This is a messenger RNA of Protomyces lactucae-debilis, 2062 nucleotides long. RefSeq lists its product as uncharacterized. The transcript has a single exon. The record is from RefSeq and is a predicted model, not a curated record. The coding region runs from base 118 to 1896 and encodes 592 amino acids. Lineage: Eukaryota; Fungi; Ascomycota; Taphrinomycetes; Taphrinales; Protomycetaceae.
CCACGACACGCAGCAGCUGUAGAUGAGAGCUGCAGGCAAUAAGCUCCUCCUUCUCAUCUAAACUUGUUCUUCUUGCCAGGCAGUGUCUGUCCUUUGCUCUGUAAUUGGGCCGCCACUAUGGGCAUCCUAGAUCUCAAUCCCGACGACUACAUCAUCAAACCGCCGACAUUCAAACCAGCCGCCCCUGCCAAGGAAGUCAAGGCCAGCAAGCCAAUUCAAGCCCGUAUCAACCCAAAUGCAGGUGGCUAUGACUCAAGCUACUCGGCCUCAUUUCUACUGCGAAACUUCCUGCCCGACUUUGAUCUCAAGACAGCCGACCUUGACUUUUUCGCAGAUCUGCUGGAGCCAGACCUUGAUGCGCCCGCUCGCGAUCUGAGCACACGGCCGUCGUUGCACUGGCCAGGCGUGGCAGCUGUCAGAGAUCGAGAGGAGCGAGAGCGCAAUGCUGCUAAGCGCGAGCGAAGACACAGCCGGCAAUCUUCGGAUGCGCUCUACUCACCUGCCGUUCCAUCACCAGGCCAUGUAGAUGCGCAAAGAGGGCAUGUACAAGCGCACAGUGCAGAGAUCUAUCCUGCCGAACCUAUACAAGCUGAUUUUGAUGUCCGCUAUCAAGAACAGCGACCACAACCACCACGAUUCCAGCAACAUAGCGGUGACCAGCCUGGCUACAGUGGCUAUCGUCCAGAUGUCGAGCAUGACAGAGGCUAUGCAAAUGGUACGAAACGCAAGUACGAUGGAGACAUGGACCUAGAGACUCUCAGACGGCGACGUGCAGAUAUUGUCGCGCGCUGUCGCCAGGAAGAUGACAUUCUCCUGCGAGACCCACACAAUGAGGAGGCACUAGCACGCCGCGCUCAUUUCCUUGAGCAGCUGCGCGUAGAGGAUGAAAUGGCUUCCACUCGAGCAAGACGGCCAGCACCUGUCAUUCCUCCUCCCAAUCCUGCUCUGCAUUCGGAUCCUCGGUCACGACCACCGCCUGCCCAUCGACCACCUCCACCUCAUGCAUAUCCUGGACACUCACAAUUGCCUGUUGCUCCACCAGCUCAUUUCGCAAAUGCUUCUGCAGGAUUUGCGCGCCCACCCAGCACAAACUCCCGAGCUCCUGCUCAUGCUGUCCAACCAUUGUCCUUCGACCCACGAGAUCCUCGUGCUCGCAAUUUGUCGGAUGGUCAUGAGCGAUCUCCUAGCACUACGCGACCUGUCAACGCUGCGUCUCUCCUCGGCGAGUCCUCCAAUGGUGUCCCACGCAAGCAGCAAUUUCGGAAAGUUCGCUUCUUCUUUUACCGUUCAACUCCGGCCGAAGCGGACAAGAUUAAACGCGAGGGAGCCUGUAUUGUGGAACAUUCCGAGGCGCAGGGUAUUCUGGCAGAAGCCUUUCAAGGGGGCAAAGUCUUCUUGGUCUUGCGAGGGCCUGAGCCGGGUCAGUUGCUAGGAUAUGCUCAAAUGGAAGGAAAUCUUUGGCAGGGCCUCAAGCCGAGUUGGAUGACAGAAGCACAAGAGAAGCAAGGUGCCAGCUUCUUCCCCAUCAACUAUCAACGGCCCAAUUUGUUCUGGAGUGAAGAUGCAAGGUUGAUGAUGCAGAGCGUCGUGCAAGACGGCCCGGAUACUCACGGUGUGGACGAGAUGUCAUUUGAAGAGGGCAGCCGCUGUCUCAACCUUGUCAAAGCUGCUCGGCCGGGCUCCAACAAUAUUGCUCGUGGAGAAGCCUCUGAAAAGGGUGAAGCUUCGGCCACCAUCCCGCUGCCAGCGCAGACUGCAGUGUCAGAUGAUUCUCAACUCAUGGAGGUCGUGCCCCUGGAGUCUAUCCAAGUUGCUGCGACAAAUGUGGGUGCUCCCGACCCCACAUCUACUCCAGAGGUUCCGGAACCAGCAGUGGAAGUCAUCAGUAGUAACUAAUUGCUUGCCAUCCGGCCUUGCCAGUCUUAACGAGAUGUAGCUGACCUGCAAUCCCGUUAACAAAAGUCUGCAAAUCUCUGCAAGUAGACUUAAUGCCUCACCAACAAGUCUCAGUGAUUUUCGUUCUCUUUCCACUUUUGGAAUUGUGACUUUAUUUUCCGAUGUU